AUGUCCAUCCCCACAGCUCAACAGUGGCGCGGCACAUCCGGCUCCUGGGCCAUCCUCUCCGACCCCACGGACUCCAGGAAACUCUUCAACACCAACACACAAGAAUUUGAGAUUCCCGAGAGAUGCACGAUCAAAACCCGCACAUUCGCCUGCGGCUGCAGGAAAUACCUCGAAGAUCGCAUCAUCCGCUGCCAGAAAUACGUGGAUUGGCGGGAAGACAAGGUCUCCUUUUUCGACCACAGGCAGGGCAAGUGCGGCCAGGAUAUUAAAUGCUACGCCUAUGCGAAUGAAUACAAGGAUGGGGAAGAUAGAAGGCAGUCUCUGAAUUGUGGGGACGAUGGAGUGAGCUGCCCGUGUGCAGAGAUAGAGCCAGAAAAGGAUAGGCCGUGUAGCCAUGAAAAGCAACGAGCGAAGUUUCAAAAGAUUUCAGACGACGAGACAGCGAGAAUCAUUCGGCGCAAGAAGCAGCAAAAGCGCAAGAAACAGGAAUCGCGCAAGAAGGGAGAAGCGUCUGGUGGUGAUGCCGGGGCUGGGGCUAGUGGAGCCGUUGCAGCUGGUUAG
Molecule: messenger RNA, 561 nt
Organism: Mytilinidion resinicola
Lineage: Eukaryota; Fungi; Ascomycota; Dothideomycetes; Mytilinidiales; Mytilinidiaceae
Exons: 1
Coding region: 1-561 (186 amino acids)
Source: RefSeq, a predicted model, not a curated record